AAGGAAGAGAAAAUGUUCAUCUUCCAUUCACAAGUUCUUAUACAUUUCUCACGUUAGACAUCUUCAAGCUUCUGUUUUUCACGUUCUCUUGGCAGUGUACAGUUUGUUUAAACAUAAAUAGAAUUUCCCGAUCUGCUUCCUAACUGAAUUUGCUUUACAUAAUCAAUUGGACACAAUCCAGAGGCUUAAGGAAAGUUGCGGACAAAUCUUACAGGGAAGCUCAAGAUGUCUGUCCUAAUCAUCGUGCUUCCUCUCAGAUCUUAGCUCGGCAAGAUUUGGCUCUCUGGUUCUUCGCUAAUCGGUUUGUUGAAAUUUUGUCGAGCAAUUGAUCGACGAUGGAUCCAGUGUUCCCAAAUUGAUUUUUCCAAUAUCUCUUCCUUUGAGAUAUAUACAUUUCCUGGAUUGCCUCUCGAUUCAAAUAAGCUCCAAGAUGUUACAGAUUACAUUUCUUCACCUUAGGUUCACACACCGAUCUUCUACUAUAAUGAAUCGCCAUAGCUGAUUUUGUCCCCCUUUUUCCGUUGUUCAUCCGGAAAAGGAAAAUGCAAACUGAUAGUGGCAAAUUAUUUGUUGGUGGGAUAUCUUGGGAUACUGAUGAAGACCGGCUUAAAGAGUACUUCAGUGCCUUUGGGGAGGUUGUAGAAGCUGUCAUUAUGAAGGAUCGGACUACAGGUCGAGGUCGAGGCUUCGGCUUCAUAGUUUUUGCUGAUCCAAGUGUUGCAGAUAGAGUUAUAAGGGAGAAGCAUAAUAUUGAUGGAAGAAUGGUUGAGGCAAAAAGGGCUGUUCCUAGAAAUGACCAGAACAUUGUAGGUAGAACCAGUGGUAGCAUUAAUGUUUCUCCUGGUCCUGGACGAACUAGAAAGAUAUUUGUUGGGGGCUUAGCAUCUACUGUUACAGAGAGUGAAUUCAAGAAUUAUUUUGAUCAAUUCGGAACAAUUACAGAUGUUGUGGUGAUGUAUGACCACAAUACUCUUCGACCCAGAGGUUUCGGGUUUAUUACAUAUGAUUCGGAAGAAGCGGUCGAGAAAGUUCUUAUCAAGACUUUCCAUGAAUUGAAUGGAAAAAUGGUUGAAGUCAAGCGUGCAGUUCCAAAAGAGUUGUCACCAGGCCCAAGCCGAAGUCCACUUGGUGGAUACAAUUAUGGUCAGAGUAGGGUCAAUAGCUUCCUUAAUGGUUAUACUCAGGGGUAUAGUUCAAGUACAAUUGGAGGUUAUGGGGUUAGAAUGGAUGGUAGAUUUAGUCCAGUUUCUAGUGGUCGAAGUGUAUUCACUCCGUUCAGUUCGGGUUAUGGAAUGGGCGUGAACUUUGAGAUUGGCUUGAAUCCAGGGUACGGGGGAAGUUCCAAUUUUACCAAUAAUCUCAAUUAUGGACGGGGACUGAGCCCGUAUUAUACUGGUAAUUCGGAUAGAUUUGGCAAUAUAGGGUAUGAGAGUGGCAAUGGAGGAAACUCAUCCUUCUUCAGCUCAGCAACUCAAAACUUGUGGGGAAGUGGAGGGCUCAACAAUGGAACAAACUCUGCCAACUCCAAUGCUCAUUUGGGAUCAGCAAGCGUUGGCGGCGGCAUUGGGGGAACUGCAUUUGCCAAUUCUGGAGUUAACUGGGGUAGCUCCGGAAUCUUGUCUCAAGGUGGAGGAAACAAUGUUUUUAGUAACUCUGGGAAUCAUAAUUAUGGAGGUAUUGACAGUAGUUAUAGUAUAGGAGCUGGAGGAUAUGGGAGGAACAGUGGUACUGUUUUGCCUCCAACAUCAUCAUUUCCUACCUCAACUGUCGGUUUUGACGGGCCUUUUGCAGAUUUCUACAAUGCCAGUUAUGGCGAUCUCACGUGGCGAUCUUCCAAUUUUGAAAGAGACGUCUCUGGACCCUUUGGUUAUGGACUCGGCAAUGCUGCUUCUGAUGUCUCAUCCAGAAGCUCUCCUGGUUUUAUUGGUGGUCAUAGUGUUAAUAGGAGGCAGUCAAACAGAGGAAACACUACCUAGGAACGAUCGGAUAUGUCAACAUAGUAGAUGAAGAUAAUUGGUGAAGAACGUGAAGUUGCAGAUAAUCAAAUAGAAUAUUCAGUUGAAUUACCCAACAAAAAAAGGGGGAAAAAGAAGAAUUAUCUAUAAAGCUAACUGAGUGCCGAUGCUGAAAACCAAGCUUAGAGGUAUUUAGCCACUUGGGAUUUUGUGUUCAGGUUUGAGUUUUGAUUAGAAAAUUUUCUUUCUUUUUUUGUUUUUUUUUUUUCUUUCAUAUAUUUGAGUGAGAUGUAAAAUCAGAUUGCGGCAGUAUAGCAAAAUACGUAUCAUCAUGCAUCUUCAGUGAGAUGGGGAUCCACAAAGUUAUUAUAGACUAUGCCUUGUUUU
Messenger RNA from Cucurbita pepo subsp. pepo (vegetable marrow), 2342 nucleotides. RefSeq names its product RNA-binding (RRM/RBD/RNP motifs) family protein. Gene Ontology annotation, biological process: regulation of translation. NCBI's taxonomy places the organism in Eukaryota, Viridiplantae, Streptophyta, Magnoliopsida, Cucurbitales, Cucurbitaceae. Gene Ontology annotation, molecular function: mRNA binding. The record is from RefSeq and is a predicted model, not a curated record.